AUGAAGCCCCGCCGGCGCCAGCCCCCGCGGCGGAGCGGCGGGACCGGCGCAGGGGAAGGAGCCCCGCACACCCCGCCGCCUCCCGCCGGGCCGCGCCGCCCGGGCGAGGCCGCGCCCCCUCCGCCGGAAGUAACGGCGGCCGGGCGGGGGCGCGGGCUGCCGCGCGGGCCGGGCGGGCAUGCGCGUGCCCGCGGGGCCGUGACCUCACUUCCUGUUGUGCUCCGCGCCCACCCCGCGGAGCCAGGCCGGGAGGCGGCGGUGAGUGACGGCUGGGGGGUUCCGGGCACCCCCACCCCAUCGCGAGAGUCGCGCGGCGCCCGGGCGGGCGGCCCCGCGGAGCCGGGAAGGGCAGAGGGUGCCGAGCGCGGCGGGGCGGGGACGGGAUGGGAGGCCGGGCGGGGCGGACGGGCCUCCGCCGCCGUGGGGAGAGUCCCCGGGGAGCUGGCGGGAGCCCUGGCGGGGUGUGGAACGGCGGCCCUGGGACAUCAGGGCGACAGAGCCCCCCGGGGCUCGCGGGGGCGCGGCGGCAUCGGGGCCGUAACGGCCGUUCCGUUCCCCUCGCUGGUGUCCGUUCGGUGGUUACUAGGAGAUGCCUGUUGCGGCAGUGUCAGUGCCCGGCUGUCCCCGGCUCUCCCGGCGGUGUUAGCGCUCACAACCGAGACUGAAGUUUUAUCAGCUGACAGAGCGUUCCGUGUGAUUUGUGGUACCAGUGACCAGAACAGCAAAAAGCAAAUCACUUUGGUACUUUUGGCACAGGCGGUGCCGCUUCUGAAGAGCACAGAGCUCGGAGCUCACUGUGAGAAGCACUGA
Dryobates pubescens (Downy woodpecker) is the source of this 810-nucleotide messenger RNA. RefSeq names its product circumsporozoite protein-like. The coding region runs from base 1 to 810 and encodes 269 amino acids. The record is from RefSeq and is a predicted model, not a curated record. NCBI's taxonomy places the organism in Eukaryota, Metazoa, Chordata, Aves, Piciformes, Picidae. The transcript has 2 exons.